UGGUCUGUGUCAAAAAAAAAAAAAAAAAAAAAAAAAAUCAAAGUUAUAUCUCGAUAAAUCCUUGAUGUAAUUUAGGUUUAGUUGCCCUAUAACCCUCGCUUAAACCCUCAAUCCCUCAUCUCCCUUCAUAGCAACACAACCUCCAAACCUCAAAGAACCACAAAAAUGGGGGGAUCAAGAAGAAAAUACAAAAAAUCAAGAAUUCAUAAGGUGAAAGUAGGACUUCCAAAGAAGAACCCUAAAAUCGUUAAACCAGCCUUCAAUCUCCCCCCUAAACUUCGUGCUUUGAUCGAUCCACUAGGCACUAAAUGGGACGAAAAGGGCAGUGUUAUCAGCAAUUACAAGCAAUUUGGGGUUGUUUCUAACCCUAAUCUUCUCAGUGUUCGUUCUCGUACUUCACAUAUUAUCGAGAGUGAUUCUCUUCAGGUUCCUCCUCCUCGUCCUGAUCAUCCUGCUGAUGCUAAAGUUGAUGAAUUUGAGCCUAUUGAUUCUGGAAGUGACCUUGAAGAAGACGAUUUGAAAUCAGCGCUUGGGAAGAAAAGAAGGGAUGGUAAAAAAGUACCAUCACAGCCAUUGACGACUAUGCAGCGUGCUCAUCUUCUUCCUUUAAUUGAGAAGUAUGGAGAUGAUUAUGAGAGGAUGUUUAGGGAUACAAAGCUGAAUAACAUGCAGCAUUCAAUUGCCACACUGAGGAACUUGUGCCAAAGAUAUUAUCAGUGGAAAGACACAAAUCCAUUGAUAACGGGCAAGCUUGCUUGAAAUAUGUUAGGUAGAUGGAAGCACCCUAAGCCCCUGACUCAGCUCCAACUUCAUGCAUUGUAUGAUGAGAUGAUAUUAGAGGAUUAAAUGUUUUUAUUUUUUUUUUAUUUUUACCCUUUACAAUUAUACUUACUCUGUUUUUCUUUACUUGCAAUACUUAUCUUUUCACGCUUGUCGAUGCAUUAUUUUAAUUG
This is a messenger RNA of Chenopodium quinoa (quinoa), 953 nucleotides long. RefSeq names its product nucleolar protein 16-like. The record is from RefSeq and is a predicted model, not a curated record. Gene Ontology annotation, biological process: ribosomal large subunit biogenesis. The transcript is spliced from 3 exons. Gene Ontology annotation, cellular component: nucleolus. NCBI's taxonomy places the organism in Eukaryota, Viridiplantae, Streptophyta, Magnoliopsida, Caryophyllales, Amaranthaceae. Bases 166 to 759 code for a protein of 197 amino acids.